Messenger RNA from Loxodonta africana (African savanna elephant), 2067 nucleotides. RefSeq names its product acyl-CoA synthetase family member 2 (gene ACSF2). The transcript has 16 exons. NCBI's taxonomy places the organism in Eukaryota, Metazoa, Chordata, Mammalia, Proboscidea, Elephantidae. The record is from RefSeq and is a predicted model, not a curated record. Gene Ontology annotation, biological process: fatty acid metabolic process. The coding region runs from base 112 to 1959 and encodes 615 amino acids. Gene Ontology annotation, molecular function: medium-chain fatty acid-CoA ligase activity.
CGCACCCCAUAGGCAGCGGCGACCCUUCCCGCCUCCCCGUCGGCUCCCAGCUAGCCCCGCCUCGGCUUACUUUAAAAGUUUACUUGGCCUGGGACUGGGUCAAAGCGAGCCAUGGCUGUCUGCUCCGGGAUGCUGCGCCUCGGGAGGCUGUGUGCGGGGAGCCCGAGGGCGCUGGGGGCCCGGGCCAUCUUCUCCCGAGGCUGGCGGGAAGCGAUCUUGCAGGGAGUCCGCUCUGUCAGCUCUGGAGAUCUGGAUGACGAUAACCUCCUGCCCAUUGGAGGCCUCAGCUAUGUUCAGGGCAACACCAGAAUGCGUCUUAUCGGCAAGACAGUGGGAUGGUGCCUGGAUGCCACAGCCCAGAGGCUACCAGACCGAGAGGCCUUGGUUGUCAUCCAGGAAAAUGUCAGGUUGACCUUUGCCCAGCUCAAGGAGGAGGUGGAUAAAGCUGCUUCAGGGCUCCUGAGCAUUGGCCUUCGCAAGGGCGACCGGCUGGGCAUGUGGGGACCUAACUCGUAUGCAUGGGUGCUCAUACAGUUGGCCACCGCUCAGGCGGGCAUCAUUUUGGUGUCUGUGAAUCCAGCCUACCAGGCGGCAGAGCUGGAGUAUGCCCUUAAGAAGGUGGGCUGCAAAGCCCUAGUGUUCCCCAGGCAAUUCAAGACCCAGAAUUACUAUGACAUACUGAAGCAGAUCUGUCCAGAGCUGGAGUGGGCCCAGCCGGGGGCCUUGAAGAGUCAGAGGCUCCCAGACCUGACCACGCUCAUCUCAAUAGACGAACCUCUGCCGGGGACCCUGCUCCUGAAGGAAGUGGUGGAGGCUGGCAGCUCGGAGCAGCACAUGGCCCAGCUCCGUUAUGCCCAGCAGUUCCUGUCCUGCCAUGACCCCAUCAACAUCCAGUUCACCUCGGGAACAACAGGCACCCCCAAGGGAGCCACCCUCUCCCACUACAACAUUGUCAACAACUCCAACAUGAUCGGGGAGCGCCUGAAAAUGCACCUGAAGAAACCAGAGAAGAUAAGGAUGGUCCUGCCCUGCCCCCUGUACCACUGCCUGGGUUCCGUGGGGGGCACAAUGGUGAGCGUGAUGCAUGGUACCACCCUCAUCCUGUCCUCUCCGAGCUUCAAUGGCAAGAUGGUGCUGGAGGCUAUCAGCAAAGAGAAAGGCUCCUUCCUGUAUGGCACCCCUACCAUGUAUGUGGACAUUCUGAACCAGGCAGAUUUCUCCAGUUACGACAUCUCAGCCAUGUGUGGAGGUGUGAUUGCUGGGUCCCCUGCACCCCCAGAGCUGGUCCGAGUCAUCAUGAACAAGCUGAACAUGAAGGAGCUGGUGAUUGCUUAUGGAACCACAGAGAACAGUCCAGUGACCUUCAUGCACUUCCCUGAGGACACUGUGGAGCAGAAGGCAGAAAGUGUGGGCAGAGUCAUGCCUCACACGGAGGCCCAGAUUGUGAGCACGGAGACCAGCGCACUGAUGGAGCUGAAUAAGCCUGGUGAGCUGUGGAUCCGAGGGUAUUGCGUCAUGCUAGGCUACUGGGGGGAGCCCCAGAAAACCGAGGAGGCGGUCGGCCAGGACAAGUGGUACCGGACAGGAGACAUCGCCAUGAUGGACGAGGAAGGCUUCUGCAAGAUUGUGGGCCGCUCCAAGGACCUGAUCAUCCGGGGCGGGGAGAACAUCUACCCCGCGGAGCUCGAGGACUUCUUUCACAAACACCCACAGGUGCAGGAAGUGCAGGUGGUGGGCGUGAAGGACGAUCGGAUGGGGGAGGAAAUCUGCGCCUGCAUCCGGCUAAAGAGCGGGGAGAAGGCCACGCCUGAGGAGAUCAAGGCUUACUGCAAAGGGAAGAUCUCCCACUUCAAGAUUCCCCGCUACAUCGUGUUUGUCAACCAGUACCCCCUCACCAUCUCGGGAAAGAUCCAGAAAUUCAAACUUCGAAAGGAGAUGGAACAGCUUCUGAAAUUGUGAAGAAAGGAAUGGGGUGUGGAAGGGUGUCCUCCCAGGCCCUCCUCCUGCCCCUCCCUCUCACUUCCUCGUUUGUCUUUGUGAUUUGGCAUAAAGAGCUUCUUUGUUUUC